Molecule: messenger RNA, 2512 nt
Organism: Parasteatoda tepidariorum (common house spider)
Lineage: Eukaryota; Metazoa; Arthropoda; Arachnida; Araneae; Theridiidae
Source: RefSeq, a predicted model, not a curated record
AAAAUGUCUAAAUCGAAACUGAAGUAUGUUACCAAAUUUAACAAAUCAUAUACUAAUGAGUUUCCUUCAAUAAUUGCAUCACGUAAAGGAAGCACUUAUGCUUUUUGUUCCGACUGUGCAUGUGAUAUAUUAAUUGCUCACGGAGGCAAGAAUGACAUUUUGCUCAUAAAUGGGCAAAAGCACAAAAACACUGAAAUUUUUGCAAACUACACAAAAAAAAAAUUUCCCGCCGAUGACGAUUCGGUCAUAAGGGCUGAAGCCUACUUGACUGCAAUUUUGAUCGAACACAAUCUGCCCAUUAAUUGUGCUGACCAUGCUGGACCAUUGUUCUGCAAGAUGUUUCCAAACGAUGGUAUCGCCAAAAAGUAUGCUGCUGGCAGAACAAAAACAACAGCCAUUAUAAACGAAAUGGCUACAAUGGAAAAAGAAUCUGUUGUAGAAAUUUUAAAAGAAAGUCCAUUUUCAGUAUCAACUGAUGGUAGUAAUAAGUCUGAUGUUAAAUUGUAUCCCCUUGUUGUUACAUAUUAUAAUGAGAAAAGUAUGAUAAUUGAGAGCACUUUAAUGUCUGUGCCAAAUUUAGAAGGAGACUCAACUGACAUAAAUAUUGCCAAUUUGAUUUUAAGAGAAUUGAAUGCAAAUGAUAUACCAUUUGAAAAUUGUCUUUCUCUUGGGGCAGAUAAUGCACCAGUAAUGAUUGGUGAAAAAACUGCCGUCGCUGGUGUUUUGAAAAAAGAAAUUGGACAUUUGGCAGUCAUUGGUUGUGCUUGUCAUUUGAUAAAUUUGGCGACCCAAAAGGGAGCAGUUGUCAUUCCUGACAAGAUCGAUGAAUUUCUCAUAGAUAUAUUUUUCAAUUUAGAGAAAAGUGCCAAAAGGAAAUAUGGCUUCAGGAAUUCCAAGCUUUGUUCAAUGCUGAGCAAAGGAAAAUCCGGAAGCAUGUGUCCACCCGAUGGCUUUCAUUGGGACGGUGUUUGGAUAGAUUAGUGCAGCAGUGGGAGCCACUAGCAUCAUUCUUCAAAGAAGAAGUGAAUGGCCAACACUGUAGGAAAAGAAAGCGAGAUUCUAACCCUCCUCCUACUACAUCAGCAAGGCAGAGUAUAUUGAGUAGAGAAGAAAGGAUUUUCCUCUUUCUAUCUUCAGAUUUAAAUAAGGCCUUGUGCCAAUUUAUCCUUAAUGUUUUACCAAUAUUUGAGGUAUCAAAUGCAACGCUGCAAUCAAGCACUCCCCAUAUCCAUUUGUUGAGAAAAAUUUUAAUGGAUAUGUUGAAAGAACUGUUUUCCAGAUUUGUCCAGCCUAGUGUGAUAAAGUCAUCUUCUCUUUUAAAUCUUGAUUUUAAUGAGUUGGAGAAUCAAAAAAGUGAUACUGAUUUAGUCAUAGGCGAGAGGGCUUCAAAGAUUUUGGAGAAUUUACCGAAGAUUUUUUUCAAAACUGUACGUUUAUACUAUGUUAGUGUUUGUGACUACAUGGUAAAAAAAUGCUGAAGUGGCCUCUCGAGAGAGGAUUGAUGAAGCCUCAUUUUCAUCUGUAAAGUACUUUCUGGAACGUUAUCCUAUAUUACUUUCACCUAACACUGGCAAUAUUUCCAGUGUUGACGUUUUGCAAAGGCAGUUUUGUUCUCUGCAACUUGAGACAAUACCUCAGGAAAUCCUGACAGAACGAACUGAUAAGGCUUGGGCCUUGAUUGGCCAAAGGAAGGAUAUGGGAGGAAAUAACAGAUUUGAUUUAUUAUCUAAAGUGAUGUUAGGGAUUCUAACUCUUUCUCACAGUAAUGCUGCAUGUGAGAGAAUAUUUAGUUUUAUUACGAAAAAUUGCACACAAUUUAGAUCAACUAUGUCAACGCAAACACUUGAAAAACUAUUGAUGCUAAAAUCAACAAUGAAAGGAAAUUGUCACAAACAGGACUUCAGCAAGACUUUGUUGCGAAGAGCUAAAUCUGAAACUGUUAAUUCUUUAAAUUCUGUUUAAAAUGUGUUUUUAAUGUUUUUAUUUCAAAGCUAGUGGUUCAUAUUUAUGUCAUAUUUCAAUUUUUUUUUAUUUGUUUAUAAAAUAACCUUUUUAAGUUUCAUUCAUUUUCUAUAUUUUUUGAUCAUAACAUUUCAAUUAAUUUAACAGUUUAAAUAAUUUUAUUUGUCCUAGAUCAUUUUUUUUAACUAGUUAAAUUUUUUAUACAUACUGACAUUAGUUCUGGGUUGGUUUUUUAAAAUUAGAGUUCUUUGAUUUAUUAAUUUUUUGAAAGUUUUUGUACCUCUCUAUUACAGUGUCAAGGUUUUUUGAAUAAUGUUUUAUAAAGGACAUGGUAUUAAUUUUUUAAAUAGAGAGUAUCUGCCCAAUGUAGUUUUGUGUUGCUAUGUUUGUGAAAUGUAAAGUAAAAAUGAACUAAUGGAUUGAAUCUGUGUUUAGAUGAUUUAUUUCCAUUUAAUAUUUGUUACAUUUAAUAUUCUUCCACAAUUUGUACUCUAUUAGUGUGUAAAAUUUCUUGUAUUCUUAUAUUUAAUAAAUGUUUUAUUUAAAAUUC